This is a messenger RNA of Kwoniella mangroviensis CBS 8507, 360 nucleotides long. RefSeq lists its product as uncharacterized. The record is from RefSeq and is a predicted model, not a curated record. Lineage: Eukaryota; Fungi; Basidiomycota; Tremellomycetes; Tremellales; Cryptococcaceae. The coding region runs from base 1 to 360 and encodes 119 amino acids. The transcript has 3 exons.
AUGCUUCCUACUGGUGCCCAAGGUUCUCAACCAGAUAUCGAAAAUACAUCAACCUCUUCGACCGGUCGAAGAGAAGAUCAAUUUGCUACCUCGGCCAAUAUGUCUGGUCAUUCAGGUGCAGCCAUGGAAAGCGGAUACGACCGUACCCAUAAUAGUCAUGGUCAUAGACGCGAAUAUGAUCAUGAGCCUGGACAACCUCAUAACCCAUUUAAACACCCUCAUGAUUCCUGUGAGGCCGAACCUGGAUUGAUCGAAUCGACCGAUUUGGCUCCUUUAAACCAUGAAGUUGUUGCUGCUGAUCACCCAAUGAACAAAGGUCAACAACAAUCGCAAACUUCCCGAAUGAGCAAGAACAUGUAA